Messenger RNA from Scophthalmus maximus (turbot), 1092 nucleotides. RefSeq lists its product as uncharacterized. The coding region runs from base 128 to 946 and encodes 272 amino acids. The transcript is spliced from 4 exons. NCBI's taxonomy places the organism in Eukaryota, Metazoa, Chordata, Actinopteri, Pleuronectiformes, Scophthalmidae. The record is from RefSeq and is a predicted model, not a curated record.
GGGUCCACGUUCAGUUCAUCUGGUUUCCUUGUUGCACCCAGCCAGAGGACAGGACUUUAGAAACCUCACACUUUACUUUCAAAGAAGACAAUUUGUUGCCUCUGCAGAACUAGAGCCGACUUAAAACAUGGUUGAUAGAAGGAUUGCACUGGAGGCGUUGGGUGUGCUCUGCAAUGCCAAUGUGACGUCUGUUCAGCAACAGAGAUCACAACCUGGUGUGUGCAUCCUUCAAGGACGACAGGAGCAGCUGUUCAUCAAGCAGCUCAUCCCCUCUGUCUUGGAUGCAGAUGAAACCUGCCAGGUGUCCAGAUCCAGCUUCUACCGCAUCCAAGCCAUCUUGGAGAGCAGUGAACCGGCAGAUGGCUUCCCCAGGCUGGCCGUGGUGGCUGUUCCAAAGAAGGACCACAUCAUCGAUGAGGAAGAAUUCUUUGCGCCGCAGUUUGACUAUGAUUUCACCAAGCUGACCGACAGCGAGACUUAUUGGAGGGGCGGAGAGAAGUACGAGCGCCCGUGUGGUUGGUACCGCUUUGGCCUCAAGGUCCUGGACAAGUACUGUGGAAACACCUGGCUGGGAACCACAUACCGGAGCACCCAGUCCUGUCCAGGGGAGUGGCCCGUGUCCUACCACGGGACAUCAAAGAAAGGUGCUGAGGGCAUCAUCGGAGACCACUACAAGCCAGGCUCAGGGCAGGUGUAUGGCAGGGGGAUUUAUUCGACCCCGGACAUGUCUGAGGCGAUCCACUACGCCAAAACAUUCACCUCCAGCACGAAUGGCAAGAAGUACAAAGUGAUCCUGCAGAAUCGUAUUAACCCAGAGUACAGAAAGAAAUACUACAACGACAGGUACUGGCUGAUCCCCAUCCCGCAGGGAACCUCUGACGCAGAGGAGCAGGAGAUGGUGGACAGGGCCAUCCGCCCCUACGGCCUCCUGCUGAAAGAGAUCUGAUGUAGAGGAAGCUCACGCAGAUCUGUGGUUUUGCGACGUCUUUGAAGCAAUAAAUGUGUCCUCUGAGGCAGAUGAAUUUGGGCAAAAUAAUUUCAGAGCUGUAUGUGUGCUAUAUGGAAAGAUGAAAUAAACAAACAGCAUACUCA